AUGCGCUCAUCGCUGUCCCUCCUUGCCGCUGUUUCCCGCGGACAGGCCUCCCGUCUGAGGAAGCCCACCGUGAGCUUGGAUCAUUUCAUCCAGAGGCAGCGGGUGCUCUCCUUAUGGCGCGAAAUCGUCAGGGCAGUAAAUAAGAUCCCGCCCUCGUCAACGCGAGACGAGCUGCGCAGCUAUGCGCGUCAUGAAUUUGAGCGACAUCGCGAAGUGUCGGACCUAGUAAGUGGUCCUUUGGUCAGGAAUGGAAUCAAUUACUGA
Messenger RNA from Penicillium lagena, 264 nucleotides. RefSeq names its product LYR motif-containing protein 2. The transcript has 3 exons. The record is from RefSeq and is a predicted model, not a curated record. Bases 1 to 264 code for a protein of 87 amino acids. Lineage: Eukaryota; Fungi; Ascomycota; Eurotiomycetes; Eurotiales; Aspergillaceae. Gene Ontology annotation, cellular component: mitochondrion.